CGCUGUCAUUCACGACUGGAGGAACACGUUUUAUCCACCGGCCCGGCCUCGCAACGACAAGACAAAAAACCCCCACAGCAAAUUUGACAUAACGUGUUGAGCAUUUGACUUUGAUAUUAGUUGAGCUCAACACAUUUACCGAGGAAGAUGUCUAAGAAGAAUUCCCAGAGCUCUGUGGACGAUCAGUCAGAGAACGAUCAACCUCUCAGCCCUUGUCAGGUGGAUCAGUCCACAAAGGCAAUGCUGGGUUGUAGAAACAAGGCCGAGACACACCAGAGGAACGGAGAGACAGCAUCAUCAUCUCCAGAGAGCGGCAGCUUAAAUGGAGAAGGAAAGCGUAGUGGGAAAAGCCGUCGCCGCAGGAAACGUUCGUCUAAUCCCGAGAGCCGUCCAGAGGAAAAAGUUGACAGGCUCAAAAAUGAGGAGAAACCAGACAAACAAAGCAGGCAGCUGUCUGAUCACCUCGCUGGGUUGAUUGGUCUGCAGUCUGAGUGCACUAAUGUGUGGUUUGAACGCAGCAUCUACGAGCGGGCAGAGAGCCUCUACCAGUGCUGGCUGGCAAGCUCCUCUAAUGCGACCACUCAGUCAAACCGGUCGCCUCCAUCCUCAGGAAAACGAUUAAACUCUGCAUCCAGUGUGGCUCCACCUUCCGCUGGACCAUCAUGCCAUCAUGGUGACCAGGUGGCCUGCCACCAUGUUGUACAAACAGUGUGGGUAAAUAAGACAACCUUUGACCAAGCAGAACGCCGCUUUGUGGAAGAAUCAAUGCAGCCAUCAGUUCCAAACUCUCUGGACCUCCAAACUACUCACAGCCGCUCCACUGUAUCCAGAACACCUGACGAAGGAUAUCAGUCUCUAGCCCCAACUCCUGCAACCCCUGUCAUCCAAGCAGCCAUCACACCAACCACACGGCAGUCGAUUAAUGGACUGCCCCGCAUCCCGGUGGAGCUGCUUAGAGAUGUGUGGCUAGACAAACCACUUUAUGACCGUGCUGAAGCAGCCUUUUACCAAAACCUGUAUGGUAACAAUUCCACCAAACGGUCCAGCUGCACCUCUACCUCCAGAAGUAGCGACCACCCUCAAAGCCUCGUAGAAGAGGAAGAGGAGGAAGAAAAUGAGGAAGUGGUAGUGGAGGAAACACGGGUGGUCCCACAGUGCAAAGCAGAGGUCUUUCAUGCUCUGCACCCAAUCCAGGAGGAAGAGGAGCCAGCUGAGCACCCGGAGAAGGAAGAAGCGGCAGAUGAAGGAGUUCACUAUUUCCUUCAUCCAGACAGUGAGCGGGUGUGGCUGGACAAGUGGCGGUAUGACGCUGCUGAGAACCAUUUCCGUAGUUGCAGUGGGAAUAAGGCUUUGAAGAAGGAUCGCAGGGCAGCAGCAGCAGAAGCCUCGUCAGUUACCUCCACCGCCCCACAGAGGGACAAAAAAAUGAGUGCAGUGGACUUUCUGGCCCAGGAAAAGAUCUGGUUUGACAAACCGCGCUAUGACGAAGCAGAGAGACGUUUCUAUGAGCACGUGAACGGCUCGCCACAAACCACAAAGAAUGUUGGUGCCAACACCAUCCUGCAGGAUAUUGCUCGUGCCCGGGAAAACAUCCAAAAGUCUCUUGCAGGGCUGAAGACUACACUGUGUAACAGAGGGUCUGGUCAGCCUCCCAUAAGCCAACAUUCUCAGCUUAGCACAGGCAGCAGCAGCAUCGGAAGCAGCACAGCUGAUCACGGAGAAUUCAUUUCCCGCAUUAAGAGCCUGGAGCUGGAAAACCAGAGCUUACACAAAGUGGUGGAUAACUUGAGGGCAGCACUUUCCAAACUGGAAUGUCGGGUUGCGGUUCUGGAGAAGUCUCCUGCGGCCGUCAGCCCAGCUCCUGCUCCUUCAGUCCCCUACACAAAUGGCACUACUGUCCAGCACAAGACCACUACCCCGGUUAAAGAGGAGGAGGAGGAGGAGGAGGAGGAGGAUGACGAUGAUAUCGAUCUGUUUGGUAGUGAUGAAGAUGAAGAGGCAGAGAAACUCAAAGAACAGAGAUUGAAAGAGUACGCAGAGAAAAAGGCCAAGAAGCCUGCCAUUAUCGCCAAGUCCUCCAUCUUAUUGGAUGUCAAGCCUUGGGAUGACGAAACGGACAUGGCGAAGCUGGAGGAGUGUGUGCGCUCGGUGCAGGCCGACGGUCUGUUAUGGGGGACGUCCAAACUGGUUCCUGUUGGUUACGGCAUCAAGAAGCUCCAGAUCGCUUGUGUGGUCGAGGACGACAAAGUGGGAACAGACAUGUUGGAGGAGGAGAUCACCAAGUUUGAAGAUUACGUCCAGAGUGUCGAUGUAGCAGCAUUCAACAAGAUCUGACCCCGUCAUUCUCCUUGUGUCUUUGUCAUGCCUUGUUUCUCUGCUGAUUGUGUCGACGGUUAAUAAUAAUAAAAUAACCUCUUGCACUGAA
Messenger RNA from Archocentrus centrarchus (flier cichlid), 2425 nucleotides. RefSeq names its product eukaryotic translation elongation factor 1 delta b (guanine nucleotide exchange protein) (gene eef1db). The record is from RefSeq and is a predicted model, not a curated record. Gene Ontology annotation, biological process: translational elongation. The transcript has 12 exons. Gene Ontology annotation, molecular function: translation elongation factor activity; guanyl-nucleotide exchange factor activity. Bases 148 to 2334 code for a protein of 728 amino acids. Gene Ontology annotation, cellular component: eukaryotic translation elongation factor 1 complex; cytosol. NCBI's taxonomy places the organism in Eukaryota, Metazoa, Chordata, Actinopteri, Cichliformes, Cichlidae.